AUGGCUGCUCACCUGGUAAAACGAUGCACAUCCUUCCUGAAAGAGGCUGCCCGUGUAACCCCUGCCAUGUUUCCAAUUGGCCAACUGAGACUUGCUGGAGUAGCCCAUAGGACUGUGACUUCCUCAGCUACAUCACCCAAUUCCCACUUCCCAGGUUCCUUGACGGAGCUUGUGGAGAAGGAUCCAGUGUUUACUCCCUACCCAGAGCACCAGGAAGUGGACCGGCUCAUUGAAAAGGCCACCAAGCCAGAGGAGCUUUUAGAACUACCUGGUGGUGAUCACUGUUUACACCAAAACCAUGCUGCUCUCAUCCUCAUUCAGCUCUCACGCCUGCUGUCUGAGAAGCCAGAGAACAAAGCCUCUUUGAAACAGGAUGCCCGCUUUCAGCAGCUUCUCCACCUUGUCAACACUCAGAUAACUUCCAUCUGGCAUGGGACCCUCGUGAAACUGCUCCGGAGUCUCUAUGCACUGGCACUCCCUAAGACCUCCAAGGAGCUGCUGUCAGUGGAGCAGGAGGUCCGCUGGCGCAUGCGGAGGCUCAAGUACAAGCACCUGGCCUUCCUGGCUGAGUCGAGCACUGCCUUUAUGCAGGAGCGAGACUCACAGGAGCUUUUGGCAGAGCUGCUUAUGCACCUGGAGAGACGCUGGGCCGAAAUUGAAGAUGGCCGCACAGUAGUGGCCAUGAUGAUGAAAAUGGGCCAUCUCUCAGAGCCACUGAUGAACCGUUUAGAAGACAAGUGCCUGGAACUGGUGGAACAGUUUGGUCCUGAUGAUCUGCGAAAAGUGCUAUUGGCUCUAGCAGCACAGAACCGACGGUCGGUGCCCUUGCUGCGGGCCAUCUCCUAUCACCUGGUCCAGAAACCCUUUACGCUGACGAAAGGCAUCCUUAUGGACCUGACCUAUGCCUAUGGCAAACUCAACUUCCAUCAGACCCAGGUGUUCCAGAGACUGGCAGCUGAUCUGCUUCCCCACGUGCCCAGCUUGACACCCAGUGAGGUGGCCCGCUGCGCCAAAUCCUUGGCCUUUCUCAAGUGGCUUAAUCUGCCCCUUUUUGAAGCCUUUGCCCAGCACAUCCUGAACAAAGCCCAGAAUGUUAUGCUGCCACAUCUGUGCAACGUGGUCCUGGCUUUUGCUCGUCUGAACUUCCAUCCAGAACAAGAAGAUCGGUUCUUCAACCUGGUGCACAAGAAGCUGGCAUCAGAAUUGGAAGGCUUGAGCCCAGCUCUGCAAGUGGAUUUGGUAUGGUCUCUGUGUGUGCUACAGCAGGUGCAAGAGGCAGAGUUGCGAGCUGUCCUCUGCUCCAAAUUCCACACCCAGUUUCUAGGUGAGGAAUCUCCAAAGGAUCAGCGUGUCUUUCAGAAGCUGCUACACAUCAACGCCACUGCCCAGCUGGAGCACCCUGAGUACACAGGCCCCCUCUUACCAUCCGUGGCCUUGGGUCCCAGGCCCACAGCCCUUGACAAGAAGGUGACCCCUUUGCAAAAGGAGCUGCAGGAGACCCUGAAGGGUCUGCUGGGGAGUGCUGACAAGGGCUGCUUUGCAGUGGCCACGCAGUAUGGCUGGGUUCUGGAUGCUGAGGUGCUACUGGACACUGAGGGCCAGUUUCUGACCCUGAGGGACUUUGUUGCUCCUCAUCUUGCCCAGCCAGCUGGCAGCCAGGCACUGCCCCCUGGGGCCAAGAGGCUGGCUUUCCUGCGGUGGGAAUUUCCCAACUUCAGCAGCCGGAGCAAGGACUUGCUGGGUCGUUUCUUCCUGGCUCGGCGCCACAUGCUGGCUGCUGGCUUCCUAGUUGUUGAUGUUCCUUAUUAUGAAUGGAUGGAACUCAAGUCUGAAUGGCAAAAAGGUGCCUACCUCAAGGACAAGAUGCGCAAAGCUGUAGCAGAGGACCUGGCCAAGUGA
Molecule: messenger RNA, 1899 nt
Organism: Orycteropus afer afer
Lineage: Eukaryota; Metazoa; Chordata; Mammalia; Tubulidentata; Orycteropodidae
Gene: FASTKD4
Product: transforming growth factor beta regulator 4
Biological process (GO): mitochondrial RNA processing; regulation of mitochondrial mRNA stability
Cellular component (GO): mitochondrial matrix; ribonucleoprotein granule
Molecular function (GO): RNA binding
Source: RefSeq, a predicted model, not a curated record